AAUCUCCAGAUGUACUGUCCGAAUUUUAUCGCUUACAGAAUCAUCAGAUGCAGGCAUUACUGGAUGCCCUUAGACAGCUCAUCCAGGGUCAACGUGCAAUGCAAAACGAUGCGGCAGCCGCCGCUCCACCGCUAAUGCAGCCACAACAAGCAGUUGCACCGACCUUCAGACCUUUUGAUGCUGCACUGGAAAGCUGGACAGAGUGGUCACACCAAUUUGGAUUCCAUCUCGCCGCCUCCAGAAUUCAAGCGACGGUGCCGUCCGGUCAGCGCCCUGGGGACCCAUCUACUGGCUCGCCUCAUCCCCAGGUGUUACCGACGAGGCCUUCCAUUUUGCCCCAUGUCGACGCGCCGCCGCCUGUUCUCCCUCCGGCGCCGCCCGCAUUCGACGAUUCGCUGCAGCCGCCAAGCGCCUCCCUGGGUCAUGUGCCGCCGAUCGCUUCCCGUGACCAGCUGUCCUCCGCCAUGGACCUCUUGCCCGCUCCGGACCACAUGACGUCAUCGCGCGUCGGGUACCCAGCCGCAAUGGAGGUCGACCCUUCGGCCCCUCCUGUCUCUUUACGGGCGCAUACACCGCAUGUUGACGUGCACCCUGGACUAGGUUUUCAGGCGUUUCCUAGCUCCCCUCGGACCGAAUGGCCGGGUGCGGGUGGCACAGCCCCGCCUGUUGUUAGGCUCCCCACCUCAUCGCAUACGUCAACAUGGGGUCCUCCCCACGGCGGGCGGAAGCAUUAUAACACGACCGUUCGCCGAUUUGCGGGGGAGGAAUGUGGUGUCACCGCCAGACACCACACUUGCUAGGUGGUAGCUUAAAUCGGCCGCGGUCCAUUUAGUACAUGUCGGACCCGCGUGUCCCCACUGUGUGAUCGCAGACCGAGCGCCACCACAAGGCAGGUCUCGAGACACGGACUAGCACUCGCCCCAGUUGUACGACGACUUUGCUAGCGACUACACUGACGAAGCCUUUCUCUCAUUUGCCGAGAGACGGUUAGAAUAGCCUUCAGCUAAGUCCAUGGCUACGACCUAGCAAGGCGCCAUUAACCAUUUUAAGAUAGAGUCUCACUUGUAUC
Schistocerca serialis cubense is the source of this 1069-nucleotide messenger RNA. RefSeq lists its product as uncharacterized. The transcript has 2 exons. NCBI's taxonomy places the organism in Eukaryota, Metazoa, Arthropoda, Insecta, Orthoptera, Acrididae. Bases 48 to 800 code for a protein of 250 amino acids. The record is from RefSeq and is a predicted model, not a curated record.